This is a messenger RNA of Microdochium trichocladiopsis, 2373 nucleotides long. RefSeq lists its product as uncharacterized. The transcript is spliced from 3 exons. The record is from RefSeq and is a predicted model, not a curated record. Gene Ontology annotation, cellular component: nucleus. Lineage: Eukaryota; Fungi; Ascomycota; Sordariomycetes; Xylariales; Microdochiaceae. The coding region runs from base 192 to 2153 and encodes 653 amino acids. Gene Ontology annotation, biological process: error-prone translesion synthesis. Gene Ontology annotation, molecular function: DNA-directed DNA polymerase activity; damaged DNA binding.
CCACAACCACGUGAAUGCACUGUCCAACGCGCCUCGCCGAACUCCCGCCUCGCCGCCACCCUGCUUCUAUUGUUGGCCUCUGGCCUGAUGCCUGCUCAGUGUCGCAGAGGCGACUUCGCCGCAAGAUUUGUCAAUACGCAGGAAACGACGACACAUGUCUUCUCAGCCGCACAGAGUACACGUAGAUAACAAUGUGCUCAGAGCGGGAUCGAGAUGUGACGACAGUCAAGACAAGCGUCGUUGGGCAGCCUUCGGCAAUUCAUCGGGCCGACAUGCAGCAGUUCUCACGCGAGGAGCAUGAAACCUUGAAGUAUCAUCUCCUGGGGCCGUCGCUCACCAAAGCUGGCCAAGACGCCGUGGACCAAUCUAAGGUGUCAGAAAUUAUAUAUAGUGCUUCCAAGGGGUCCAAAUAUUUCAACCGAGAGGAAGAGAAGGACAAGAUCCUGACGCAGAAAAUCACAAACAUCUUGCAUAAGAAGCGCCAGCUAGAACGAGCCGAUCUCACGAAGGAAGCCCGUGCUGCUGAUCACCUCAUCGCCCAACUUGAGCUCAGUCGUGAUCUCUCUCAACAUAUCGUACACGUUGAUUGCGAUGCUUUUUACGCUGCGGUUGAGCAGCUUGAUCGGCCUGAGCUCAAAGAUGUACCCUUUGCUGUUGGUGCUGGAGUGCUCACCACUUGCAACUAUUUGGCCCGCAAAUUCGGUUGCAGGAGCGGCAUGGCUGGGUUUGUUGCGAUGAAACUUUGUCCCAACCUCGAACUUAUUCGACCAAACUUCGAUAAAUAUACGGCUAAAGCUCGCGAGGUACGCGAGAUUCUGGCCGACUAUGACCCACGUUUCGAAAGCGCGAGCAUAGAUGAGGCGUAUCUCAAUAUCACUCAAUAUUGCGCCGAUCGUCGAUUGAGCCCGGAAGCAGCAGUGCAGCAGAUGCGUGACGAGAUCUGCCAGAAAACCAACAUAACAGUCUCGGCUGGGAUCGCCGCAAACGCAAAGCUCGCCAAGAUAUGCUCGAACAUGAACAAGCCUAACGGGCAGUACCUUCUACCAAACGAUCGAAACACUAUCAUGACCUUCAUGCGGGAUUUGCCCACGAGAAAGGUCAACGGAAUCGGCCGGGUUCUCGAGCGUGAGCUGCAAGAGAUAGACGUCAAGACUUGUGGUGACAUAUGGGCCCAGCGUCACGUCCUGCGACUGCUAUUCGGAGACAAGACAUACGAGUUUCUGAUGAUGGUUCAUCUUGGCCUUGGUCGUACCCACAUCCAGCCUGCCGAAGAAUACGAACGCAAGAGUGUUGGAACUGAGAGCACGUUUCGAGACAUGUCAGACGGAGCGCAGCUCCGAGAAAAGCUUCGCUGGACCGCAGAUGAGCUUGAAAAGGACAUGCGGCGCGCAGAAGUCAAAGGGCGCACACUUGUACUCAAGGUCAAAUUACACACGUAUGAGGUCUUGACGCGACAGGUUGCGACACCCAAAGCCGUUUUCCUGGCUGAUGACCUGUAUCACUAUUCACUGCCGAUUCUCUCCAAGCUCGAGCAGGAGAUCCCUGCAUUCAAGCUACGGCUUAUGGGGCUUCGCUGUACACACCUAGUCAGCAUGAAGAAGCCAGAUACUCGGGCGUUCUUUGGUUUGAGACCGCCAAGGCCCAUCGAGGUGAGCAACAAUCACGACAACGUGGCGAAUGACAAAGUGGAGGACUUAGUGGGGAGCGGGUUCGGCGCAGAAGGCGAUUGGGAAAGUUGGGGCGAGGAAGAUCUGGCCCUUCUCGAUCGUGGGAUCAAUCCGGGUGGUUACAAUCUCGAGCCAGACUGUGCGCAAAAUGCUGCUGAAGAACCCUAUCGUCAUCACGGCAAGGAAAUCAUUCCAAAUCCUAAAAGGAAGCUCACUCCGCCCGAAGACGAGACCUGGUGGGAAUGCCCUAUUUGUGGACGACCACAAAGCACGAAUGAACGACUAUUCAAUGAGCACAUAGACUUGUGCCUGUCUCGACAGGCAAUUCGAGAUACUGUACAGAUUGAGUCGGCCCGAAGCCCGACCCCUGUGGGCGAGGUAUCUGAUGCGAAACGGUUGAAGCACGUGGAAAAGAGGAAGCGUGCCAGAAUUGCGCCAGCGGGAGAUCCCAAACAGAAGAAGUUGUCGUUCGGCUCGGCUGGGUGAUGCUCUAUACACAGCAUCACAACCAGGCAGAUCAGCCCCUAGACAUAAUUUAACCAAGUUCAGCACCACACCCAAAGAUUUCACCAACGGAGGGAUCCAUGGAAUUCUUCACAGCAUUGGCGUUCUCAUUCUAGGCCACGGCAAAUCAAUCUUCAGACUCACUAUAUGCUGCAUUUCAAGCUACUUUGCUUGACCAUGGGUCGCCACUGUGAAGUGUAAC